CUCUAUCUGCCCACACACACACACACACACCAUCGCGAGCACUUGCUCUGCUGCAGCCCAGAGUGAAGCGAGCCCAGCAUCCCGGCUGACCAUGCACCCGGCUCUCCUCUCUCUCCUCCUGACAGCCCUACAUGUGUCUGUACCGGUGGAUUGUAGGCCGAGGCCCCGGGGCUCGGCAGAGCAGCGACCACACCGCCGGCCGAGCGGCGAGCGCAGGGGAUCGAACACAGACCCACCGGCUGGUCCGGCUCGGCUGCACAUAGACCUCAGUGGAUCGAUGAAAAGAGGCGUUCACAGGGAGACUCUGGUUGUUUUUCCAGUGAGAAGCAACUUUGUGUCAAUAUUUGAUUUGAGGAGAAAACGUUUCCUCUGUGUGGACGUGGAGGGAGAGCUGCACGUCUCUAGGCAGAAAGACCAGGCGGAUUGCCUCUUCCAGCGCAUCUGGUUGGACCUGCCAAACCACCAGGACGCGUUUUACUCUGCAACCGGCGGCAAGCUGCUCAAACUGAAGGGGGCCCAUCACCGGGGGCCAGCUGAGGCGUCCUCGGUGCAGCUGGAGACGCUCCUGGGUCCCUCGGUGAGGAGACAGAGGAGGAGCGAGGAGGUGAACCCCUCCGAUCCGUUAAGAACCCACUCGCUCCCCGACCCUUCUGCCAAAGAUCACAAGGAGACGCCUCAGGGCCAAACUGAGCCGGACCAGGCCGGGGCCGUGUCCAAAGAGACCAUCACCUCCUGCGACGACCCCCUGAGGGUCCUCCAGCACAACGGGCCGGUCAGUCCUGUGAAGACCAACAUCGCAGACCGGCCCGAGCAAGACUGAGACACUGAACUUCAUCGAGGGACUGAAUCGGGGGGGGGGGGGGUGCAGGACGUUAUGAUUGUGAUGGACGUCGGUAGAUGUCUCGGGCCACGUUAGAGGUGAUUUCCGGAGAGGUCCACAUUUUAAAACUUCUGAGAAAAAGAGUUUCAUCAAACCCUUGAGUCGUGUUUCUCUCCUUUCAUAGGUUUUGGUUUGAACGAACCUUGUACACGAAUGGACUCGAACCCGGUUACAUCACAGCGCUUCUGUUUGAAUAGCAGACAACAUUCGACAUAACCACAGGGCGAGUGUUCUCCAGUGUCCUGUCGUCCUUUAACCUCCUGUGUGAGUUGAACUUCAAACCCCGGCAUAUGUACAAAAAAAAAUAUUAUAAUCUGGAAGUAAUUAUGAAUAUUUAUACAGAAAAAAGAAAAGAAAAAAUACAACCUGUGCAUUUUGUUGUUCAUUCAUUAACAGGAUCCAAUUAUAUCAGGUGCAGGACACCAGUAGUCUCAAUGAUAUAAAUAUAUUUAUUUAUUGAAACGUGUUAAUUGAUCCUAGUUCUACUGUUUUAUUAUUUAUAUAUUUCACGUUGUCUUAUUUCUAAUACGGAAAAUAAAUGAUAACUAUUCUGUG
This is a messenger RNA of Platichthys flesus (European flounder), 1435 nucleotides long. RefSeq lists its product as uncharacterized. The record is from RefSeq and is a predicted model, not a curated record. The coding region runs from base 92 to 820 and encodes 242 amino acids. Lineage: Eukaryota; Metazoa; Chordata; Actinopteri; Pleuronectiformes; Pleuronectidae. The transcript has 3 exons.